Molecule: messenger RNA, 2087 nt
Organism: Aphanomyces astaci
Lineage: Eukaryota; Oomycota; Saprolegniomycetes; Saprolegniales; Verrucalvaceae
Exons: 3
Coding region: 435-2030 (531 amino acids)
Source: RefSeq, a predicted model, not a curated record
UGAAUUCCUUCGAUAAACUCGUAGAUUUGAACUUGCACCACCGUCGUGGGCAUGCGCGUAGUUGACUCCACGCUGGCCCUGGUAGGCGCCUUCUUCCUCGGACAAGCCGAUGCCAAGGCCACAUGGUACCCGUGCCCCAUCAUGACCGUAGCCAGGGGUGUAGCCGCGAGUGACGACAACCCGCUCGUUGAAUGCGCCGACAUCCAAGUGCCGCUGUGUCACCCUGGCGUGUGCACCAGCACGUUGCAGAUCACUGUGUUUGUAAAGCGCAUUCCGCCACAGAAGCUACCUCCGAUCGGUUCCAAGCAGCAAGCGCUAUGGAUGCUUCAAGGGGGCCCUGGCGAGUCGUCUGUCAACAGUGCGUUGUCAAAACCAACCCCUCGACCAACUCACACUCUCUCACCACGACUUGUUGAUGUGCAGUGGAGGGGCUGAUGGCCAGUUCAUAUGUCAACGCUGGCAAGUCCGUGGCGGUAUACACGAUGGACCACCGCGGCACCGGACGCAGUGCCCCGCUGUCCUGCGCUGAAGACAACAUUCCGUAUUCACCCAACACAACGUUGAAGUGCCUCACCAACAUCAAGACUAAAUAUGGCGCGGUGGCCCCUGCGGCGUUCUCCGUGACGAGUGCGGCGUCCGACUUGGCGUACAUCAUCACCAAUGAACAGUCGACCAACGAUGUGUUUGUGUACGGGCUCAGCUACGGCACGUACUUGGUCGAACGACUUAUGCACUUGGCUCCGGAGGGGGUGAAGGGGUACAUUCUCGACAGCGUCCAAAGCGAGCAGUUUUACAUCACAAAAGACGCGCCGUACUACUCCAACUGGGACCGCGACGUCGGUGGCACUGUCGACACGUUCCUGUCAUACUGUGACAACGACAAGUUUUGCGCCUCCAAGGUUGGCCCCAAAUCCAAAACGUACAUCCAGGGGCUGUAUGCCCGCCUCGAUAAGAAGUCGGCGACCGCGUCCAGCAAGUGCGCCGACGUGAUCCGGUCCAUGCUGCCUGAAUACGCGACCAAUCCAUCCUGGCUCGUCAACAACUUCCUCUACACGAUGCUACGAGACUACAACAAACGCAACUUGAUCCCAGCGUACUUGUACCGCCUGAACCGGUGCAACGCGGCCGACCAAGCGGUUGUGGCUAACAUGGUUAUGAUAUUAACCAACUCCACUGAGAAUUUGCUCAUGACAACCUUGGACGGGUUUCCCAAGUCUCUUUUCAACGUGUCGGGAACGGGCAACGUGUCCAAGGUGUCGACUCUAACCGGCGAAGGUCGGUCAAAUGUUGUGUACAAGGCGAUUGUGUUGAGUGAGAUCUGGGAACUGCCGUCGCCGUCCGCCGCCCAAAUGACCAAGUGGUUUGAAAGCGCCAUGAUGGGCGCGAUGAAUCCCCUCGAGCAACGGGAAAACGUUCUCGACAACUGCAUCUACCUAGGUGGCAAGGACACGCCGUGCAAAAACUACGCUGUCGCAUACGAUUCGGGCUUUACGUAUGCCCGCGACGCGUACUGGAACAAGACGGCGGCCAUCCCCGCCGGUGCAUCUGUCCUCAUGUUUACGGGGUACCUCGACCCGGCCACACCCCCCAAGUACGCCAAGGACGAGUAUGCGACCAUGGCCGGCACCACCAAAAAGUUAAUCGAGUUCCCAUACGCCCCCCAUGUAAUUGUCGGCCAGAGCCCCACGGACGGAGGCGUCGACUGCGGCGGCGCCAUCCUCGCGUCCUUCCUCGCGGCCAAAGGCGACGUGACGCUGGUUAAAGAUGCGUGUGUGGCCAAUGUGCUCAAGAUGAACUUCACCACAGUGUUGGACUCCAAGUUCGCGGCCGCCCUCUUCGGCACGGACGUCGACGUGUAUGGACCCGGAGCUGCGGGACCGAAUCCGGCCCUGGAAGCCCCCGCGAGUGGCCCGACAACCGCUCCCGGGGGAGCCAACCCCUCUGGCCCCCAGUCGACUGCAUCGCCAAUCAUGACCUUGCCCAGAUUGGCCCUUGGGCUCUUGGCCAUCGCCGCAAGCUCAAGCGUGUAAAUAAAUAUAAUAACGUUAGCUUUGUUACGAACAGUACGUUACCUCUAUUGGAAAUGC